Entrophospora sp. SA101 is the source of this 678-nucleotide messenger RNA. The record is from the annotation of a GenBank genome assembly. NCBI's taxonomy places the organism in Eukaryota, Fungi, Glomeromycota, Glomeromycetes, Entrophosporales, Entrophosporaceae.
AUGUCGGAUAUUUCAAGUCAAAAUCCAUUCAGUUCAACUAGAACAUAUAUUUUAUCAAGGUUAUUAAAAUGUGUUAAUAAAAAAUUAAAACAUCUUUAUUUAAGUGGCAUAACACAAGAAAUAUUAGAUGUGAUCUCGGAACAUAACACCGAAUUAGUGACAUUACACCUGAAAUUGAUUGAUUUAAAUAAUGUAACAUUGAAAAAAAUAUUAACGUCAACAUCAAAAACAUUGAAAGAAUUAUUUUUAGGUGACACACAUUUUGAUUUAUCAUAUAUUGAAUCAUUGAAUAAUAAUGAAAAAUUUAUUGUCGAGUUGGCUAGAUCUAUACCUGAAAAUGUUGAAACGUUGGGAAUAAAUUUUUGGAUGGAUACAAAAUACGUGAAAUUAUUUUUAUCGAAUUUAUCAAAUUUAUCAAAUUUACGGAAAAUAAUUUUAUGUAGAAAUAUCAUGAUCAAGGAUGAAGUAUUAAUUGAAAUUAAAGAUUUUAUUAAAGGGCAGAAGGAGCUGAGGGAAAAGAAAGGGGGAGAAGAAUUGUUGAUAAAUUUAAAAAAAUUAUAUUAUUUACCGGAGGAAUGGAUUAGAUUUAAUCAAAAAUUUAUUGGCUUUAGUCAAUCAGAAAUUGAAAAGGCUAAAGAAUUUAUUCCUAUAAUCAAGGAGUUUAAUCAAAGAAUUUAG